AUGUCUAUUGACUUUCCCGCCGAAGAGGAGUCCGUCCUUAAGCGGUGGAGGGAGAUUGAUGCCUUUCGCCGACAGGUCGAACUCUCCCGCGGCCGAAAACCUUACAAUACACAUGGUGUGCCAAUCGAGCACGAAAUCGACAAGAAGCUUGGGAUGUCUGGUUCCGAAGCUGUCGAGAAGCUAGGUAUUGCCCAAUACAACGCAGAAUGCCGAGCGAUCGUGAUGAGAUACGCUGGAGAAUGGCGACAAACUAUCGAGAGACUCGGCCGUUGGAUCGAUUUCGACAACCCAUAUCGUACCCUCGACGCUACCUUCAUGGAGUCGGUUUGGUGGAUCUUCAAACAGUUGGCUGAUAAGGAUAUGGUUUACCGUGGAUACAGAGUCAUGCCAUACUCAACAGCCCUUAAUACGCCGUUAAGUAAUUUUGAGGCUUCUCAAAAUUAUAAAGAUGUGACCGACCCAGCUGUUGUUGUCUCUUUCCCUCUGGUUGAAGACCCAAAUGUGUGUCUCUUAGCAUGGACAACCACACCUUGGACACUUCCAUCAAACACCGGUCUCUGCGUGAACCCCGAGUUUGAUUACGUCAAAAUUCUCGAUGAAGCGUCCGGAAAACACUAUAUUCUGAUGGAGACCCUACUCCGCACUCUCUAUAAAGACCCCAAGAAAGCCAAAUUCAAGAUCGUCGACAAGUUCAAGGGAUCUGUUAUGAAGGGAUGGAAGUAUGAACCACUUUUCGACUACUUUGCCGAUGAAUUCACAGAGACCGGAUUUAAAGUGUGCAAUGAUGGAUAUGUCACUUCUGAUGCCGGUACUGGUAUUGUCCACCAAGCACCUGCAUUUGGUGAAGACGAUUACAGAGUCGCUGUGGAACAUGGAGUUAUUACCGAUAAAAAGCUACCACCUAACCCUGUGGACCCCACUGGUAACUUUACAUCUGAAGUCCGAGACUUCGUUGGACAGCAUGUCAAGGCCGCCGACAGGGCUAUCAUCAAACACCUCAAGGGAACCGGUCGCUUGAUUGUCGACGGCCAGAUUACUCACAGUUAUCCAUUCUGCUGGCGUUCAGACACUCCUCUUAUCUACCGAGCUGUACCAGCCUGGUUUGUUAAGGUCGGACCAGUCAUUCCAACCAUGCUCCAGGGCAUUGAAGACUCGCACUGGGUCCCUUCCUUCGUUAAGGAGAAACGAUUCGCCAACUGGAUCUCGAACGCGAGGGACUGGAACAUUGCCAGGAACCGUUACUGGGGAACACCGAUUCCUCUCUGGGUCAGUGACGACUUCAAGGAGGUUGUCGCCAUUGGCAGUGUCGCGGAAUUAAAAGAAUUGAGCGGUUAUGAAGGUGAAUUGACUGACCUCCAUCGUGACAAAAUCGACCACAUCACCAUUCCCAGUAAGCAAGGCAAGGGCACGUUGCGUCGCGUGCCUGAGGUCUUUGAUUGUUGGUUCGAGAGUGGUUCAAUGCCUUAUGCAUCAGUCCACUAUCCUUUUGAACGUCAAGAGGAAUUCCAGAACGCAUUCCCCGCCCAGUUUAUUGCUGAGGGUCUUGACCAAACGCGUGGUUGGUUUUAUACAUUGUCUGUUUUGGGUUGCCAUCUUUUCGGGAAGCUGCCAUAUCAGAACGUUAUUGUGAAUGGUAUCGUCUUAGCUGAAGAUGGUAAAAAGAUGUCUAAGCGUCUGAAAAAUUAUCCUGAUCCAACUCUGAUCAUGGAUCGUUACGGUUCUGAUGCCCUACGACUCUACCUCAUCAACUCUCCUGUUGUAAGAGCCGAACCCCUGCGAUUCAAGGAAGCAGGUGUCAAGGAGAUUAUCUCCAAGGUCCUGUUGCCAUUGUGGAACAGUUACAAGUUCUUCGAGGGACAGGUGGCUCUGUUGAAGAAGAUUGAGAACAUUGAUUACGUUUUCGACCCCAAGGCUGAAGUCACCAACACCAACGUCAUGGACCGAUGGAUCUUGGCCAGCUGUCAGAGUCUUCUCAAAUUCGUCAACCAGGAAAUGUCUGCUUAUCGUUUGUACACGGUGGUUCCAAGACUCUUAGAGCUCAUUGAUAACACAACGAACUGGUACAUUAGAUUCAACCGAAGACGUCUAAAGGGUGAAAACGGUGUUGAAGAUACACAGCAUGCGCUCAACACAUUGUUCGAGGUCUUGUACACUCUUGUGCGCGGACUUGCACCUUUCAUCCCUUUCAUUACUGACACCAUCUACUUGCGCCUUCUUCCUCACAUCCCUCAGAUACUACGCGGCGAAGACGAUCGCAGCGUGCACUUCCAGCCAUAUCCUCAAGUUCGCGAAGAGCUUUUUGACGAAGUCAUCGAGAGACGUGUGGCUAGAAUGCAAAGAGUCAUCGAGUUGGGCCGUGUUUCCCGUGAGCGCCGUACCUUGGCAUUGAGGACGCCUUUGAAAACACUCGUGGUCAUUCACCAAGAUCAACAAUACUUGGAUGAUGUUAAAUCUCUGGAAUCUUACAUUGUUGAGGAACUGAACGUGCGGGAUCUUGUCCUGUCCUCAGAUGAAGAGAAGUACAACGUACAAUACAGUGUCUCAGCUGACUGGCCCACAUUGGGCAAGAAGCUCAAGAAGGAUGCGCAAAAAGUGAAGAAAUCUUUGCCUUCCUUGACAAGCGAAGAUGUUAAGAAGUUUGUUGCCGAGAAACGCAUUGUUGUUGAUGGUAUCGAACUUGCCGAAGAGGAUCUUAUCGUCAAACGUGGCAUCAAGGAGGACGAAACAUCUCAGAACAUGGAGACGAACUCUGACAGCGACGUUCUUACCAUAUUGGACGUCACCGUCUAUCCCGAAUUGGCAGAUGAGGGUAUUGGACGAGAGAUUAUCAGCCGUGUCCAACGACUACGCAAGAAGGCAGGCUUGCAGACUACAGAUGACGUCAAGAUGGAGUACAAAGUUCUCUCUGACCCCGACGAAAUCGGCUUGGCCAAAGUAUUCCAGACUCAAUCUGCAGCCUUUGAGAAGACUUUGCGGAGACCUAUUGACCAUCAUGUCAUUACACAGGUGGCUGGUGAGAUCCCCAAGGAAGCGGAGCCAGGUCUCAUUGUGGAGGAGGAGCAAGAAGUUCAAAAAGCAACAUUUUUGCUCAGACUCCUUAAACUGUGA
Talaromyces amestolkiae is the source of this 3108-nucleotide messenger RNA. RefSeq lists its product as uncharacterized. The coding region runs from base 1 to 3108 and encodes 1035 amino acids. Gene Ontology annotation, molecular function: isoleucine-tRNA ligase activity; aminoacyl-tRNA deacylase activity; ATP binding. Gene Ontology annotation, biological process: isoleucyl-tRNA aminoacylation. The transcript is spliced from 3 exons. Lineage: Eukaryota; Fungi; Ascomycota; Eurotiomycetes; Eurotiales; Trichocomaceae. The record is from RefSeq and is a predicted model, not a curated record.